AUGCAUUGUAUCAAGCGGACCCAGUUGCCUGCAGCAGUUUCAGCCACCUCCUUGGAAAUCUCCUCCCAGGUUGUCCUUCGCUCUGAGCACCCAGAUUUCCCCGAGCCUGUCGCGCAACUCCGUCCCAUCUCCAUUUCCAUCCAUCCACUUUCAGGACGCGCCCCCCAAACGCGCCCUUUUGAUUUCCCCCUCCCCUUCCCUACCAGCUCGCCUCUUUACUCGCUUUCUUUCAAUCCCGUGAAAGUACCCGCUCCCCAUAUUCCAUCGCGCGAGCUCCGACCACGGCCCCAAACAUCACGUCUCCCAUCGCCAAGCAUCCCAUACAACCACCUUCUUGUCGCAUUCACGACAACUAAGCCCACCCACACCGUCGCUACCACUCUUUUGACCGCGCCACCCCCUCCUUGUACUUGCGCGAUCUGGCAAUUGGCACCAGGUGGAGACCAUCACAUUCGGCUCAACUGCGCGUUGAUUUUUUGA
Penicillium canescens is the source of this 480-nucleotide messenger RNA. RefSeq lists its product as uncharacterized. Bases 1 to 480 code for a protein of 159 amino acids. Lineage: Eukaryota; Fungi; Ascomycota; Eurotiomycetes; Eurotiales; Aspergillaceae. The transcript has 2 exons. The record is from RefSeq and is a predicted model, not a curated record.